AUGUUGGAGCAAAAUCCUAAUUUUCUAGAGGAGUUUGACAAUGAAAAGGAAGAAAAGAAGAAAGAGAGGGAGAGAAAGAAAGAAGAAAAAAGGAAAAAGAAAGAGGAGGAAAAACAGAGGAAGCAGGACAUAUAUGUUGCCAUGAACCGCCGCUGCUGGCAGCCCUGUAAGAAUUCCAUCGGCAUCGAAAGCAAGGUUUUGACUGCUCGGGAUGAAUACCGCGAGUCUAAACUCUGGAAGGGGGUGGAGAUUGGAGGAAAACAGAUGAAGAUUGACCUCAAGGUCAUUGAGCCAUAUAAAAAGGUCCUCUCUCAUGGAGGUUACUAUGGAGAGGGACUAAAUGCCAUUAUUAUUUUCUCGGGAUGUUACUUACCUGACCACAGUAGGAAAGAUUAUCAGUAUGUGAUGGAUAAUUUAUUUAUGUAUGUAAUAAGUACCUUGGAGACCCUGGUUGCCGAGGACUACAUGAUUGUUUAUUUCCAUGGAGCCACACCACGGCGACAGAUGCCAAGCUUUGGUUGGCUGAAAAAAUGUUACCAGAUGAUUGACAGAAGAUUGAGGAAGAAUCUGAAGUCCUUAAUGCUGAUUCAUCCCACGCUGUGGUUAAGAACUAUCGUCAUGAUGACCAGACCAUUUAUCAGUGCCAAAUUUUCCUCCAAGCUGCGGUUUGUGCGGUCGCUGUCAGAACUAGGUCAGAUCAUUCCUAUGGAGUAUAUUUCUGUCCCAGAACAAGUUCAACAGUACGAUGAUAGAAUAAUACAGCACCAGGCUAAAGUUACCUCCCCUAUCCCUCACUCUCCCGAACCCCUUACCUCCCCUUCCUAAUCCCAGAGCAGGCACACACAGCACAUUUAUCACAGCAGAAUAGAAGUCAUGUUAGAGCAAAAUCCUAAUUUUCUGGAGGAGUUUGACAAUGAAAAGGAAGAAAAGAAGAAGGAAAAGGAGAGAAAGAAAGAAGAAAAAAGGAAAAAGAAAGAGGAGGAAAAGCAAAGGAAGUAGGAAGCGAAGGCUGCAUCAAAAGGGAGGGGGCUUAAAGGA
This is a messenger RNA of Saccostrea cuccullata (small rock oyster), 1038 nucleotides long. Its product is annotated as protein prune homolog 2-like. The record is from RefSeq and is a predicted model, not a curated record. Gene Ontology annotation, cellular component: cytoplasm. The transcript is spliced from 9 exons. NCBI's taxonomy places the organism in Eukaryota, Metazoa, Mollusca, Bivalvia, Ostreida, Ostreidae. Bases 1 to 825 code for a protein of 274 amino acids.